Messenger RNA from Sitophilus oryzae (rice weevil), 5739 nucleotides. RefSeq names its product thyroid adenoma-associated protein homolog (gene THADA). Gene Ontology annotation, cellular component: cytosol. The record is from RefSeq and is a predicted model, not a curated record. The transcript has 23 exons. NCBI's taxonomy places the organism in Eukaryota, Metazoa, Arthropoda, Insecta, Coleoptera, Curculionidae. Bases 110 to 5578 code for a protein of 1822 amino acids. Gene Ontology annotation, biological process: tRNA methylation.
GACGUGCGUCAAAAAUUUAGCGGAAAGCGUGGAAUGAGAUGAACACGAGCAUGAAUUUCCUAUUUUUUAGUUAAGAAUUAAGUGUAGUUUAAAUAUUUAUGGCGUUAGAAUGGCCGAGAUCUCUAAUACUAUUAAGGAAAGCAGCUUGUUACCUUUGGAAUUUCAGAAUGGAGUCAAUAAGAACUUGACGAAUCCAACUUUACAGAACUUUUUAAAAGAACUUGCUGCUACUGACCACGAGAAUGAUAUAAAAAAGAUUAUAGAGGAAAUUGUUCAUUGCUAUGUAACUUCUACAGAGAACAAAUUGUUGCAUAUCGAAGUUAGGAACACCAUUAUAGAGCUCUUUACAAAGUUUAAUGGAAAAAAGCACUUGAAGAAAUAUGUACAAGACCUUGUAAUUAAGCAAAACUUGGUGAAUGACAUAAUAAAGAGUACAGCUGAAGAUAUUUUGGAUAGAAUAAAAAAUGAAAAGACAUGUGAUUUGAAAGAGUGCCAUAAAUUUUUGCAUUUUGUGUCUGUUCUUCAAACAUCACCAAAAUAUGAUUUUGAGACAAAUUGUAGACCUUUAUUUCCAUUGUAUAUAUUUCUCUUUGAUAGUUACGGAUAUUAUGCAAGUCAAGUAAAACAAGACAUCAUUCCUGAAAUUGAAGAAUUGAAUUUUCUUAUGAGUACAGUUGUUAAGCAAAUAUUGCCUGUGUUUGUUAAAAAUAUUUCAUUCCUUGAAGAAAUAAAAGAGCAGUACUUACAGUCUCUGUUAAUGUACUGUUAUAUUCUUCUUUUCAAUGAAAAAAUUGGAUUUGAUCUGAGACUGAAAGUCUGCUUAGUGUUUGUGUAUUCUUUUAAUGUGUUAGAAGGUGAUACCAUGAGUAUAUCUCAACUGUUAAGUAAAAAUCAAUCACUAUUUAAUUUGUCAAUAAAUGAAGCAAGUGAUGAAGAGAAACCUAGCGAUUAUCUUAUUAUUAUAUAUUCAUCAAUUAUAAGUGUUUUAUCAGAAGAAAAGUUAGUGUCUGAAACAGUUGAUGGCAAAUCUUUAAUUUUGGUAUUGUUUGAAGGUAUUUUAGAAACUUAUAAAAGUAAUCCUGGACAUUCCUCUAUAGUAAUAGAAACUAGCAAGACCCUUUGUCUCAUGGCAAAACAGUUUAGAAAAAUACCUUUAAAUCUAGUCAAAGACAUAUUCUUAGAAGGAUUGUAUUAUGUGUCAUCUCAUGCUGAUUAUUUUAUUGAUACUGUUAGAAAUUAUUCUAAAAUUUUCUUUGAAGAAUUGGUAGCAUUAGCGGCCUAUCAUUAUGGGAAUGGUUCUACAGAAUUAACUGAUAUCCUAGUGGGAAAAUUUGAAGAAAUACCAGAUGAAGGUGCGAUGAGAUUUUUUGCUUAUGAAAACAUAGCUAAAUAUUAUGGUUGUGAUUUCUUGCUGAAGGAAUUUGACCAGUUACCGCUUAUCCUAUUGGAGUGUGUUGAUAAUCCUACAAUUAUCGAUCAAGCUUGUAAGUCAUACCAAAUGUUAUUAGAGAAAAGUUUCUCCACAGACAAUGAAGAAGUCUGGAUCAAGACUUGGGUCAUUCCUGUAAUAAAUCUGUUGCGGUCUGGCCAGAGAAAUGAAAAUUUUUGCCAGAAAAUUAUAAGUGCAGCUUUUAAAUUGCAGCCCGCAUUACUAAGAAUGACUUUUCCAAACGACUAUAUCGGAACUGUUGAGGAAUCCAAAGUUCUGCUACAUUGCUUACUCAAUGCCCGAAAAAACGGCAUAGAACUGAGUUUGGAAAAAGAUAGUAUUCUGUACUGGAGGGGCUUAAUUGAUAAACAAAAAAUGGAAAUGUUUAUGAUACAUCAAGAUGAGGAGAUUAGACUGUUAGUUCUGGCUUCAAUAACUGAAAGCCUGAAAUCAACCGAAUUGUACCUAGACUGGGAAUUUAUAUUUUUAAUUAAUUACAUAAGGUAUAAUAUAACGGCUCAAUCGCCCAAUGUAAGAAAACAAAUCGUGUGUUAUUACAAAAAAGUCCUAACGCGAUUUGACGCCGGAUACAAGGUUAUCGGGAAGAACAUUUCAAAUCUGUCAAAAUCCUUGGAACUGAAUUCCAGUGAAGAAAGGGACCAGAAAAAAUACUUGUCUCUAUAUCAGGAGCUGAAGAAGUCUUACAGAAGGUUUAUUUGCAAUUUGACAAGGAUAUUUAUAGGAAACUUGUCGUACGACUCUAACUACCCUCGACGGGCUACUAGCCUGGAGUUGUUAUUGAUUAUCCAGACUAUUCUAAAUCCAGACGAAUGGAAAAGCUGCUGGAAUGAAGAAGACGUCAAGAACAGCCACAAUAUUCUCUUCGAUUCCUACGAGAGCAAUAAAGGGAUGAUCGUGAAGCUCUUGAAAACCCUGCCACCGAAUUAUUUAGGAUUUAUGAAUGUAAAUUUCACCUUCAAAUACAUGCAGAGGAGUUUCGAGCUGGCUACGGACGUCAAACCCAGCAAAACCCUGUCCGCAGCUUAUCUAUUCGACAUCUGUUCGUAUUCGCCGUUUUUUUUCGACAUCGUUCACAGCGAAUGCGGCGAAGCGGCCAAGAAAGGCAACGACCCCACUCUGGACAUGAUCGUCGUGCUGACUAGGAAGCUGAUCAAUCAGACUGCCGAUAUCAAAAUAGACCACGUCAGUAUGGCUAACGCUUCAGUGUAUGGGCUGAUUCUGAGCGUGAGACAUCUACUGGAGAACAGAGAUAUUAGUAAACACAAUGAUACAUACAGUGGUGUUUUUGGACAUCUAGUGGGCAACUGCAUCAACAUAAGUUCGAAAAUUAUGCCCGUUGUUUGUAAUCCGUCUCCCGAGGGAUAUCUGCCCGAUUAUGUGGAAGAUUUUUGCGAAAACGACGAGUCUCCGAAAGCUCAGAUGGUCUUAGUGUACGCUUGGCGCACGAUGAAGGAAAUGACCUUGCUAUUGGCCGAAAUAGUAAAACAGACGAUGAAGCUAGAAAGCGAAAUAUCGAUGCUUUCAGACGAUCUCUUGAUGGAAGUGGGACAGCUUUUCGUCAACGUUUUCGUGCAGAGCAAACACAGAGGCGUGUUUGAACAGGCCUCCGUGGGUUUCAGCAUCAUUUGCGAACAUUACUGGUCAUCUUCGAGGGAGAAAAUCAAUUCGUUGCCCAGACAAUGGCUGAACGAUGCUCUGGAGCUUUGUACCGGCAAAAAACACUCGGAGGAUCUCUGUCCGACCAGACGAAGCGCAGGUCUUCCAUUCUUAAUUUUAUCCAUCGUAACGACCAGUAUUGAAUCAGCACCAUUCCAGACGGUCAUGUCAUGUUUAUUGAAGACGGCAGAGGAUUCCGAGGAUGGCAACAGUGAAAUAAAGAUGCAUUGUUUAAACGUUUUGCGAGCCAUCUUCAGGCACAGCAAGCUGGGAGAAUUGGUGGCCCCCUACGUAGCCGCGGGCGUUAUCCUGGCUAUUAAGGGGUUCCGGAGUGAAACCUGGGGGAUAAGAAACUCAUCAACGUUACUUUUUGCCGCUCUGAUGGUCAGAAUGUUCGGUGUACAAAGAACUGCGGACGAUGACAGGGUGUGUUUCAAAAAUAAGCUCACCGUGAGGGUGUUUUUCCUGAGAUACGAGCCCCUUUACAGCUUUAUCUUGAGUACUCUGGCCGAAGAGUGCCAUAAUAAGUCCAGUCUGGUACUACAACCUAUUUUGAUGGUAUUGUCGAGACUUUAUCCGUCUAAUUUCGAAGAGGAAUCUUGUCAAGUGAAAGAGUACUUGCCCUAUAUUAACGUAUGCUUGUCAAGCCCAGAUUAUAGAACCCGAGAUGCGGCUGCUAAGGCUUCCGUAGCUCUGAUAAACAAUGCAGACAUUAAGAGUCACUUUGAGAUGUGUUUUAACAAAAUUGGGGACAUUAAUACAGUGACUGACAAUGAAUGCCACGGAAUUGUGUUGCAGAUGUGCUAUAUAUUAAAAUAUAACAUUGUCAGAGACUUACCGCUGGCAAGUUACUUGACACAGAGUUUACAUAUUUGGGAAUUAGCAGGAAAAAAAUUCAGUCAUAUGACUGUCAAUCUUUACACAGAACUUAUCACAUUAUUAUUACAAAUUUGCAGUAAUUUUGACGAUGUUCCUUUGUUAAAAAACAUUCUCCUACACCUCUCAAAACAGGGAAAAACAAGCGAUGUACCUUUAACCUGGCAAGAAAACUUUCUUUCAACGAGAACUGUCUUAGCCUACUAUAUAAUAAAUAACAAAUUCGAAGAGACUGAAACGACAUACUCAACUGUAACCAAUGAGAUCAUGUCCUAUAUGUACGGACACGAGAAUUCUAUGAAGAGGUUUUUUUUGGAAUUACUGAUCAAGCUGAAUCAGAUUCAUCUAUAUCACAAUCAAUCAGAUAAUGCUAUAAUCAACUCCGAAGCAGAAAUAGACAACCAUCCCUUAUUCUACACAGGAGACGUUGAAAUAAGGCCCUCCAUAACCACUUUGGUGACGAGUUUCUCCAGAACUUCUGUGGAAAACAUCCUAAAACACAUCCAUCCCUACCUGAAAACCUUCCUAAUCGAAGAACUAAAGAUCCAACACAACAUCUGCAGCGAAGAUAGGGUCCUGUUUUUCCUCCUGUUGGAUUUCUACCCUUGCGCCAUCAAAUUUUUGAGGUUAAGCAAACAGGAGACGCUCAACGCUCUGCUGAGCUACUGCGACUGUGAUAAUGAAGAGCUCAUUAGUGCUGUGAUAAGCUGUAUAAGUACGUUUUUAAUGGAGGUCGACUACACUCUCUUAAAAUAUGAUAAACUUUUGGAAGUAUUAGCAAAGUCCGCGUCGCCGGCCGCUGCGGUGCAUCGUAGGCUGACGGUGUGCGACUUCCUCUGCAAGAAUUCAGCGUUAUACUGUAACGAAGAGCCCGUUUUAAAAGGCGAUGAACUGUGUACCGUCAUCAAUAUAGUUAUGGUGUUACUAGAAGACGAAGAUCUGGAUGUAAGGAACGCCAUGAGUAACUACGAGAACGCUUUGAAAGUCAAAAUUAAAAUCAACAACUUUCUCAACCAAACAAUAUCUGGACACCGGUGGCCAGUGGUCCCUGAAAAGGCCAAGGAAGAUCUGAUUCAUUUGAUGACGGUAUUGUUACCCAGGAGAAAAGCCGUUUGUCUGAUUUUCUCUUGGGCUUGUAGGUAUUUUCCGGACCCGUCAUGUGAACCAUCUGAGCAGAUAUUCGAGAGGGGCGGUCUCAACCAGUACGCUGAAAAUACCCCUCUAAUCGACAUUUGUUCGAGGGUCUUGAUCAAAAUGUUAUGGACCCUCCCCGAGGGCCUGUCCUACGACGACAAGUCGAUAUUUCCGGAGGAACAGACCCAGAUCGUCACCUCGAUCCUUCUGGAUUCCCUAAUGAAGUACGACUCGCCCAUGAUGCUGACAAAAACAAAAAUGUCUGUGAUAUGUGUUUUAAAGUCUAUGUAUAAGUUUUUGGAAAACGCCGAAAUCAGCAGCAAUUUCGUAAACAAUUUCAAGACCUAUCUCAACGACACGAGUUUAAGCUAUCUGACCAAUCACUUAGAGCACGGUGACUUGUUUUGCGUGAAAAAAAUCAUAAGGAAAUUAUACGACCCCGUGUUCAGGUUGAGACGGUGAAAAUACUAGAACUCUUUGUGUAGUGAAGAACAUUGACUACUAAGAUUCGAGGAUCUUAUGGAAUUUUCUUCAGUCAUAUUGAUUAUUUUUUAUUGUCUAUUAUAAAUAUAUAUCUACACAUUGUAUUAUCGAUUAAGUAUUUAAUAAAUUUUUGUUAUUAA